CCUGAUCUCAGCACACAUUCCUCAACAGCCACCGACUUCACAAAAGCAAAAAUAUGAACGCAAAACUUACGAGGUGGACACCGCAAAACUGCGUAGAUUCUGGCAUACUGGCACAAUCCGCGGAGUCAUCCAGGCAUACACGAAGUCUAUGCUUACGGACCUUCCGCAUGUCGAAAAGGUCGUCUAUGAUAUUUGCAUGAAAGACGCGAAGAGCAUUGUUGGUCUUGCCAAAUGUUCUGUCAGAGUGUUCAAUACACGAGAUUCUCUGAAAGGCCAAGUGGAUUUGAUGAGCAGUACUUCAACGUCUGGUGCGCCAUCAAGUACAAUAACAACUUCUCCUACAGCGUCCACAACUCCCAAAGAAGAAAGCUCUUUUGGAAAAUGGGAGCAAGCGCCCUAUCUACCCAUCAGGCGGAAAGCAAAAGUGUUCAAAACACCCCGGAUUUUGGGUGAAUACAAGUCGAAAAAACGAAGAAACAAAACUGGUUUCAAGAUCAAACGGAAGAAGGGUCGCUUUUUAUUGUCUACUUCGUCAUCGUCAUCCCGCACUUUGCGCUUGCAUCCGUCCAAGGAGCGAAAAGACACAAACAGUCUGGUUGUCAAAUUGAAAAAAGCUUUGGCAUCUGGGUUUUUACAUAGAAACAGGAAAAGGGCACAUUUGGAAUCGCGAAGUUGGCGAAAACGAUUGAAGAGAAGUGCUGCUGAUAAAGAUGUUGAGAAGACAAGACUCGGAUUAUCCUCACCCAACUUAUCUUUACGGGCAGCUGAUAUUGAAAAUAUAUUUGCAGAAGUUUUACAAGGAUCCGAUGCAGAAACAACAACAAGUAUCCCACAAAAGCACAAGGCGAAACAGCCGCAGCCCAGCUCACACAUCGAAAAAUUGCUCAUUAUUCGGGAUCAUUUUCGCAGAGUAAAACAAUGUAACGACUUUUUCGAUAAUCUAAAUGAACGGAAUAAAAUGUUUUUCAAACACUUCAAACUCGGCAUUGAUAGCAAAGCGCCGACAGUUGAGAAACAGGCAGCAUCAGUGAUGGAUGAAGUUGUGGAAACAAUCAAUGCGUUCUCCAACCAAGGUUCAUCUGACAAGCUAUCGUUGUUUUCACCACGCCUGCUUUCUCUGCUUCCCGAAGCAUCUAUCCCAAAUCACCAAAAGUUCAUGUCGCCAACGUUGUUUAGCUUCCAGAAGGAAGGAAUUCUAUCCGUGCCGGAACUUUUCAAGCUAGCAGCAAUUAGUAAGAAAGAGCAAGACGAUCUGCUGGAGAUGAUAAUUGACAUAAGUGGUGCAGGAAAAGCCCUUAAGGAGAUAUUCGCCAAAUUAGAACCAGAAAUGGAUGAAAUAAAGAACGUCAAGUAUCCUAUAGUACAAAAGCUAAUGGAACACGAUGAGCGAUGGAGACGCUCAAGAGCCAGCUUCACAGAAGAACAAAAGAGAGAUUUCGACGAAAAAGGAUUUGCUUUCUUGGACGAAAAGCAACUGAACUUGAUAUACAAGCCAGAAGACCAGCUUCGCUACGGAAUGAAUACUACCAAACUCGGCAGAAUGACGAAACAAGAGAAACAGGCAAGACUAGAAAAGGAAAUUCGAGCACUAGCGGAAUUGGAAAAACCUCGAGCACCAAGCUGGGGAACAGCACGUGUUCGACGACAAGCAGAAGGUCCCAUAAACUUCGAAACCUUAGCUCCUGUAGCAUUUGCUACAGACGUGCUCGGCGGUGCAUCCUUAGAUAUUGUUACAUUGUCACCGCGAGCUUUCAUAGUAGAAGUAUUGUUCCCGUCGGCUCUAAUACAAGAAACUCUCUCGCCACGAGCGUUCAUCGUGUCCAUACUAGCACCAAAUGCUCUCAUCGCUCGUAUUUUAUCGCCGACUGCUUUCCGUGUCGAAGUGCUUUCACCGCGAGCACUGGUGGCAUGGGUGCUCUCUCCUCAAGCAUUCCUUGUCGAAGUUCUCUCUCCAAACGCACUCAAUCCCGUGGUGCUCAGUCCGGAUGCCUUUGUUGUAGAAGUAUUGAGUCCAGCAUUGAUUGCGCCCGCCGUUCUGUCACCAGGAGCACUGCAAGUUUUCGUUCUGAGUCCUUCGGUAUUGUCGCCUCGUGUUCUCAGCCAGGAAAGGCUUGUGGUUGAGGUUUUCUCACCUCAUAUCUUGGGAGGAGAACAUGAACAUGAAGAAGCCCAUGGCGGACAUGUAGUAGAGGUUGGAGGUUUCCAAGGAGCACAUAGCCCUCACUAUCACGGACAAGAAUUAAUAGAAAUUGAAUGGUGAUAACAUUUUCUCACUUAAGGCCACUGAGUGCCCCUCACUGUGAUUUUGUGCUUUUAAAAAGGCCUCUGUACGACCUAACAUAUCAGUGACGGAUAUUAGCGUUGUUCAAAAGGUUUCAUUAAUAAUGUG
Messenger RNA from Cylicocyclus nassatus, 2389 nucleotides. NCBI's taxonomy places the organism in Eukaryota, Metazoa, Nematoda, Chromadorea, Rhabditida, Strongylidae. The record is from the annotation of a GenBank genome assembly.